GUAUUUUAGGCUUUCCUGUAUCCCAGCUAAUGUCUCUGAAAUGGUUCAGAAUUGAGCUGAGAAGAGGGAAGAGAAGACUUUUGUUUGCUUUAUUCCACAUGAGAACUCCAGGGUAACUAAAUAGCCUUUGCUUGGUUUGACAGACAAUACUGUGAGCCAGCAGACUCAUUCUCACAUACCAGAGGCAGGGGCUUUCAGGGGGUAUUCAGACCACUGUAAUGGAAGGCACCGAUGCAUCUACAGGCACUUUGCAGGCUCUCUUCGCUGCUUACAGACAAACUGGUGGAAUGGAUGCAAAAUUAUUUUUGAUAGAUCACCUUUUACAGUAAUUGAAUACUGAGGAUUCAUAAACACUCUGAAAAGGAAAACAAGUGGCUCUGAAAAAAUAGAGAUCUGAACAAAGGAUGAUACUUGAAAGAAUGGACUGUAAUGAACUCUUGACACAUUCGCAUGCAUGUAAAUUGUAAUUUGUGGAAUGAGUAACAGCCAUGCACCAUUUGUUUCAACUGGUCUUAGAACAGAAAGAUCUGUCCAGAGCAGGGGACUUGUUCUCUUUAGAUGAUUUUGAAAUUGAAGGUAGCCUGUCUGAAGCUCUGGAACAAAUCAGGAUUAUAUCAUCCUCCUCGGAUUACCAAACUAAUGACAAUGAUCAAGCAGUUGUAGAAAUUUGCAUCACUCGUAUUACAACAGCAAUUAGAGAAACAGGGACCAUAGAGAAACACGGCCAGGCUCUUGUGUCACUUUGGGAAUCAUGUUUGGAGCACAACCUUAAGCCACCAGCAAAAGAUGAGGAUACUCCACAUGCCAAGAUUGCGUCUGAUAUCAUGAGCUGUAUUCUACAAAAUUAUAACAAGCCUUCAAUCAUGUCCCUGGCAGUACCGCUUGCAGUGAGAUUUCUUCAGCAGGGAAAUAAGGAGUUGUGCAGAAACAUGUCGAGUUACAUUUCUCUGGUAGCCAUUGCUAAAGCAGAUCUGCUGGUGAAUCACACAGAGGCAAUUCUAAGGAGCAUCUUGCAAGGUAAUAGCAUGCUGCUCCGAGUGCUUCCAUCAGUCUAUGAGAUGAGGCCUCAACCUAUACAUCAUUGCUUGAGGGAACUGGUAUCACAGAUGUCCCAUUUAGAUGAAGGAGAAACGCAUCACAUGCUAAGGUUACUACAGGCUAUUGCAAAAAUGAAACAACCCAAGGUAUUAACAGAGACUGUCCCCUUCCUUAUGGAAUAUUUAUCUGAUCCCAGUUAUAAUGAUAUCAUCCUUAACAUACUCCUAGACAUAUCAUCAUAUGAACCUCUAACACUGACUGGAUCUCUUUCCACAUUAAAGGAAGUUGGUGAACAUUUCCCAGGACUUAUUGGACAGAUAGCAAAGAUUUAUGGAGCAGUGGGUCAUAUGAAUGAGACGAUGGCCAAGAUGUGUCUGACGUAUCUGGUGAAUCAGUUGAAUAACAUGGAACACUCAUUUCAUCAUUUACUCCUCAUGGAGAUUAGAAACCUCACAAACACAUUUAAUGAAGUCCUGGGCAUUCCAGGAAGAGACAUGUGCAGAAUGAGUAACAGCCUGACAGCGAUAGCCAAGAUUCUGAAUGGACACCUGACAGAUGAAGCAAUGCCAGCAUGCAGGAAAGAAGGCAUCAUUCAAGAAGAACCAGCACGUUAUGUCCAAGAUGCACACCAGGUAUUUUGUCAUAGUGGCCCUGGAGAGAAGAAAAUAGACAUUCAAACUGAUGGUAACCAGACUGGACAGAAUGACACUGCUCCUGAAACAGUCUGUCUACAUAAUGAUAUUAAAGAAUCCCAUGAAGAAAGUAAGGACAUGAUAUUUAACAGGUCAACAAAUUUGGCAUUGAAUUCAUCAAGCACAAAAUGUUUAAAUUUGGAUAGUGGUCAAGACCCUGAAAAUUCAGACAUUGUUGGUUUAAUGUCUUUUUCACAUAUGUUUCUACGUCAAGACAAUGAGAGAUUACCAUCUGGCUCCAACAUUGACGAAUCCCAAAUGGGAAUAGCUUCAGAAUUAGUUCAAUUUAAACACUGUAUUGAGACAAAAGGUGAACUGGAGCCAGAAUAUCUUGAAAGCCAAAAAAGGGUAAUUAAGGAACUUCAUAAGGAACAUGAUACACUUUUCCAACAUUUGAAGGAUAAUAUAAAUGAGUUAAAAAUCUAUGUUACUGAAAUGGGGAAGAAAAUUCCUGUGCCUGACCAAUGUGUCAUUGAAGAUACAUUUAAAAGCUGUGUGGCCAAGCUGUUCUUUAGCUGUCCUAUGAAGAGUCAUUACUGCCUUUACAGCAAAUCCAGUUUUGUCUUAAUCAGUCGACAUCCACAAAUUUGGAUCCACAUUAUGUUUCUCUUUCAGCAGAGUUUGCUGCCUGAGCCACUGUCCACUCAGACUACUUCUAUGCAAGUCCUGAAAACACUGUGGGAGAAAACACAAGUGAAAGGAGCACAACGUUUUGAAGAGUCCAUCACCCAGUCAAUGUUUCCACAUAAAAAGGAUCUGGACCUUGUGCUUAAGCAUCUAGAAGAAGUGAGGUUUUUUGAUCUUUUUGGAUAUAGCGAGGAAACUGGGUCAUGGCUAUGUUUUAUGUGCAACAAUCCAGAGAAAGCUACAGUCGUAAAUCAAGAAGGCCAGCCCCUCAUUGAAGGUAAACUUAAAGAGAAGCAGGUCCGGUGGAAAUUUAUCAAAAGAUGGAAAACUCGUUAUUUCACCCUGGCGGGAAACCAGCUUCUCUUUCGGAAAGGAAAAUGUAAAGAUGACCCUGACGAUUGUCCUAUUGAGCUCAGUAAAGUUCAAAGUGUCAAAGCUGUUCCUAAGAAGCGCAGGGAUAGGAGCCUUCCAAAGGCCUUUGAAAUCUUCACAGAAAAUAAAACCUACGUGUUCAAGGCAAAGGACGAAAGGAAUGCAGAAGAGUGGUUGCAGUGUAUCAACAUCGCUGUUGCACAGGCCAAGGAAAGAGAAAAUAGAGAGGCUACUACUUACUUAUAGUGAGAUAUAUACUUUCCAUGUUCAACUAAGAUUUUGAAGGCUCCAAGGUGAACAAGGACCAAAAAUACCAAAAAAUAAAUGUUAUUGGCUUGAUGUAUGAAAAGUGAGCUGAAAGUAAAUGUUAGCUUCCUUAGUUUUUUUCAAACUGGACCUUGGAAAUGACAGAUGCUGCUUGCUUGAAAUGGGAAACAUUAAUUUUGAACUUUAGUACACUUUCAUACACCGUGCAGGUUGUGUGUUUUACAUUUUGUCAUUUGUUAGUUUGUCAAUAGUUUAACAUUUAUAUCGUUUUGGAAUACAUGGCUUUAAUUCAUCAGUAACUUAAAAUUUGUGAUAUAGCACUUAUUGUUAUCAAGUACCAAAUCUAAACAACAAACUGAUAAAAUAAAUACUUGAUCUUUACACAAAUCAA
Rana temporaria (common frog) is the source of this 3387-nucleotide messenger RNA. RefSeq names its product ventricular zone expressed PH domain containing 1 (gene VEPH1). The record is from RefSeq and is a predicted model, not a curated record. Gene Ontology annotation, biological process: regulation of signal transduction. The transcript has 14 exons. Gene Ontology annotation, cellular component: plasma membrane. Gene Ontology annotation, molecular function: phosphatidylinositol-5-phosphate binding. Lineage: Eukaryota; Metazoa; Chordata; Amphibia; Anura; Ranidae. The coding region runs from base 489 to 2975 and encodes 828 amino acids.